GAAAAUUAUAAUGGAGUUACCAUAGAUAAUCUACUUGAGGGGCACCAUGGGGAGUAUGCACCAUUAUCACAAUAUCAUAGUGAAAAGAACAGUACCGAACAAGCAAUACAUUUGGUAUACAAUGCUAUAAUGAUCGGGUUAUCAAAAUCUCAUAGAGAUGAAUCUAUUACAAGGGCCAACAUAGCGGUGAACACCUUCAAUAGAGCAAUGACCCUCAUGAUUAAUAACAAGAGUGAUCGAAUUGAAUCCAUAAGCAUGAGAAGACGGUUA
Messenger RNA from Dovyalis caffra, 270 nucleotides. NCBI's taxonomy places the organism in Eukaryota, Viridiplantae, Streptophyta, Magnoliopsida, Malpighiales, Salicaceae. The record is from the annotation of a GenBank genome assembly.